Diaporthe citri is the source of this 1029-nucleotide messenger RNA. RefSeq lists its product as uncharacterized. The record is from RefSeq and is a predicted model, not a curated record. NCBI's taxonomy places the organism in Eukaryota, Fungi, Ascomycota, Sordariomycetes, Diaporthales, Diaporthaceae. The coding region runs from base 1 to 1029 and encodes 342 amino acids. The transcript has 3 exons.
AUGCGUUGCCCGUCGACGACAUCGCCAGCGGCACAGUCCGCCGCUGGCUUGCUAUACCUGCUCCUGCUGGCGACGCCGGCGGCAGCGAUGCUCCAAUGCGAUAAAAUCCUGGUCGACCGCCAAAAGUUCAACUUCAAAGACCUCGGGGGCCCCCACUCGGUGGUCACGACGCAGGAGCUGGAUGAAAACCAGCCAUUCCAGUUUCGCAACACGACGUACACGCUGGAUCUGUGUGCACCGCUGAAGAAGGACGGCCCGCGCAGCGAGAGCUUCUGUGGUAUCGUGCGCGGCAUCAAAGACGACCAAGACUCAGUGCAGUCCGUCAUCCCGAUCGCAGGCAACCUGGCCAACCACGGAGGGAGCGACCUGGAGCCCAAGAUAACGCGGCUCAAGACAUCCGACUCGGGCGCCGAUGCCAAGAAGGAGGGUGUGCGGAUUGUUCUGCACGGCGGGAAAGACACGGUCAGCAAGCGCGCACAGCAGGCCAUUGUCGAGAUGGUAUGCGGCAAGGACAAGACUGGCAAGGAGGGCGAGUGGGACCCGAAAGACGACAAGUAUGAGCCGGGCCAGGAGGAGACCGAGGAGGAGGGCAGCUCGGCCGCUGGGCAGCGGAAGAGGGCCGACGGCGACGAGAACAAGGACGGGUCGUCGGAGCACCAGCUGCUCAAGCCGGACUCGGCCCUUAUCUUCGACAGCUACGGGCCCCUGAGCGAGGACAAGGAAAUCGACGUGCUGAGGCUGACAUGGUACACAAAAUACGCAUGUGAGGGCCUGCCCGAGGACGAGUACCCGAGCAACCAGCACUGGGGCUUCUUCACAUGGCUUGUCAUUCUCGUGUUCCUUGCUACUGCGUCCUACCUGAUCUUUGGGUCCUGGCUGAACUACAACCGCUACGGGGCCCGCGGCUGGGACCUGCUGCCGCACAGUGACACCAUUCGCGAUAUUCCCUACCUUCUCAAGGACUGGACGAGAAGGGUCCUUAACACGGUGCAGGGCACCGGUUCCAGAGGGGGCUACUCGGCUGUAUGA